AUGCACACCUUCAGAGCUCCUCAGGAAGUACGAAAUGUCGUCAAAUGCGUCAUUCUACAUAUUAACGACUUGGUCCAAAUACGUGACCGGAAAGGCCGGUGGAAACAUCAGUGGGAACUGCCACUUUCGCCCACCUGGGAGCAAGAUCAUCCCCAAUUCCACGAGUUUUACCAGGUAUACCUCAAAUGUUGUCACCCAGCUGUCCGCUCCCUGUAUGAACAUCAAGGCCUCCGUCUGGAGAUCACAAGCGACCCAAAGUGGCUUGUGACUACGGCCGGUCUCAAGGCAACUGGAAAUCAAGUGUUGGUUAUCAUGAAUGUUCAACUCUGUCAGUGCUACCGAGAACAUGCCAGCAGAGAGAAAUCAGCUCCGACCUUGCCACAGAAUGCAGUUGCUCCGGCAGGCUCUUAUUCCCUUCACUCUGCUCCUGCCAACGUCGAGGAACCAACCACUCGUGAUGGGGGUUUCUCCGUCGACUCGAACCAAAAUGACCCUGGGUUGCCAUCGACGACAUUGCAACAGUCGCCAGCCCCUUUUCCCAUCGAAAAACUUAUCGAACCACGGGUCGCGGCCAUUUACCAGCCUUAUGAUUUGCAGGACGGCGAUGUUCUUACGGUUCAUGGGUCGGAGGGCGUGACAUUGCAGAGCGGGAGUUUUGGUUCAAUGAUUGUUGAAUGCAAACUAGUGAAAAUCGCGGAGAAUCAAGGCGAUGAGAACGACCCGGCAUUGACGGCCUAA
Messenger RNA from Exophiala oligosperma, 738 nucleotides. RefSeq lists its product as uncharacterized. The transcript is spliced from 2 exons. NCBI's taxonomy places the organism in Eukaryota, Fungi, Ascomycota, Eurotiomycetes, Chaetothyriales, Herpotrichiellaceae. Bases 1 to 738 code for a protein of 245 amino acids. The record is from RefSeq and is a predicted model, not a curated record.